GACCAGUGUGGACUGUGUAAUGAUCUACAUUGCACAAUUAGAUAACCGUAAACGUCCAUACUUAUUUGUAUUCUAGUGUUAUCAGUCUGUACGUAGUCCAGUGUCGACAUUCGACCAAUCGAUGCAUUGUAAUCAACUGUGUUUUAAAAAAAGUUUUUGUUUGUGACUUCAAAAAAUAUUUGGGUUGCAGAAACAAAAGGAGGUAGUUUUUGUGAUAAAACGGUGCAAUGUUUUUGUGAUUUUGUGUUGGAUACUUCAAAGCAAAAAUCAUGUUCGAAGAGAUCGCAUUCGAAGCUGAGUUGAACCGGAGUCUGGACCCCGAGUGCGAGGACGAGGCGCGCAUACUCUGCGAGGAGGAGCCCCGGUAUAGGCGGAAACGGAUAGAGGAGCUGAGGGAUAUGGUAUACGAAAGGGGCGAGUGUCUUCCUCCGCGCAUCGACGACGAGUUUUUGCUCCGAUUCCUCCGCGCCCGACGUUUCGUGCCCGCGCGAGCCCACCGCCUCCUGGUCCGCUACUGCCAGUUCCGAGACGAGCACCCUCAGCUUUACCAGGACGUGUACUGGUACGACCUGACGAAGCUGGGGCACAUCUUCGAGGGUGUACUCUUCGAUAGACCUGACGUGGGACGACUCAUUGUUGUUAACUUGGGUAAAUGGAACCCAGACAUCAACCCCAUAGAGGACCUGAUAAGCUGCGUCCUACUGGUCCUGGAGAUCGGCGUGAUGCAGCCCAAGCUCCAGGUGCUGGGAGGAACCACAAUCAUAGACUGCGAAGGCAUCGGCUUCAAGCACAUGCGUCAACUGUCGCCCAGCGUCGCUGCGCUGUGCCUCAACGUUAUGGGGCUCGCUGUUCCCGUCCAGCAGCGCGCAGUCCAUAUCAUCAACUGCUCCAGGAUGUUCGAGAGACUAUUCUACGUGUUCAAGCGAGUGGCGCCAGCGGCUGAUGAGAUAUGGAAGAAGGUGCACUUCCAUGGAUACGACUUAGCUUCUUUGCAGAGACACAUAGAUCCAGAAUGUCUUCCAGAAAAGUACGGUGGUCUUCGCAAGACAGUCACAGUGGACAAGUGGCUGACCAAGAUCAAGAAGUAUAAGGACAAACAGUUCGACACAGAUUUGGCGACGAUGGGUUAUGCCGUUUGAUUAUGCCUUUCAUGUUGGCCCAUUAUGGAUAUUCGUAUAUGAUUGCCUAAUGCCUAUGAUCAAAGAGAUUGGCAAACAUGGUAGCGUUAUAUCUAUCAUGGCUUAAUGUGAAGGUCUUUGGAACUCGCCUUAAACCAAUUUCACUUACAACCCCAAUUCAUGUAAUGUGAAACGUCGUUUCAAGUGUUGAGCAUGGAACUAAGGCAUUUUGGGAAUUUUAUCACUAAAAUUUUACACCCAAUCCUUAUAACUACGUUAUGUAAGAUGGGCGUUGAAAAUGUAGGAGAUUGAAGAUGACAGCGCCGACCAUUAAAGUCAAGGCUGUGCCAUACACAUAUUUCAGGCGGAAUUUAAAAAGUGGGUCUUUGAAAUUUUGUUUUAACUUUUAGGUCGUAAGAGAAUAUUAUAAGUCAGGAAUUCUGGAUUAUUGAAGAGAAAGAAUAAUUGCAGCAAAAUCCUUUUCCAACCCAGUUGCCUAUUACCUAUAAUUUAAACAAGCAAAGCCUUCGUCUGGUAAAUUGUUAAAAGCGAGAUCAAGGCGUUAUGUAGUAAGACGCCUGCGCAUAAUCGUAUAAAAUUUUAUGACAACUGAAUAUUUGCUCAAUAUUUUUGUCAGGAUAUAGGACAUACAAUAUAGUACAUAGUAUUAUGCAUAGGCACAUUAGGAUAGCCGAGGUCAUAUUUUAUUUUGUACCUUGCCUGCCUUAGGUCUUUAGGAGUCAGUAGUGCAAAUGUCAAGCUAUUUACGAAUGACGUGGACGCCUAAUAAAUUUAACUAAUCCUUGGUAUUGCACACGGUAGGUAGUCCAGGUUACGCUGUAUACACAGGGAGUCCCAAGACCAACAGUCCCUGGCUGCAUGAGACGAGAUACUAGGAACACAUAAUCUGUAAAGCAUUUUCCUAUCUAAAAAUAGGGUUACCAGAGCCAGGGUUCUGAAAAACUGCAGGGUUAUUAUUAGAAUAUUGUAUAAUAAUUUGUAUAUAGUAAAAUAUAAUAUUGUCGUGUCGCGGUGUUUGUUGCUCCUCUGUAACGGCUGCAUUGAUUUUGAUGAUGUGUGCUUGUCGGAUAGGCCAGUAUGUAACAUAUAUGGCAAAAUAACGUUUGAGCCGAUGCAGGUAACUAGUAACAUUUCUGGUCUAUUUUUAGUGCUAUUUGGAAGUAAAAUGAUUCCUAGUCAAUCUACUGAGUGCUGACUGAAAAAUAAUUGUUAAGUAUAAACAAUACAAUUUUCUAGUUAUUUUAAUGACAAUAAUUAAGAGUUCAUAAUUAUA
Molecule: messenger RNA, 2412 nt
Organism: Aricia agestis (brown argus)
Lineage: Eukaryota; Metazoa; Arthropoda; Insecta; Lepidoptera; Lycaenidae
Product: clavesin-1-like
Exons: 7
Coding region: 270-1139 (289 amino acids)
Cellular component (GO): membrane
Molecular function (GO): phosphatidylinositol bisphosphate binding
Source: RefSeq, a predicted model, not a curated record